UUCCACUCUAAAGAUACAUCCAGGCAUCAAGUUCGCAGCAGACCGCCAUUGUUCAUCAUGCAGUUGCAGGCAGCUCCUUCCCUGGCACAUCCAUCUUCAUGCUACCUUCUCCCACCAACUACCAAAUUGAUGGCGUUCUCAGUCCCAUCUAGGUCCAUGCGAAGGCACCCCACUUCACAAACUCAUCGCCCCAUCCUAAAAGCGAAGGCAAGUGCGGUUGGACAAGACCCUUCAACGGUUGACUACAGCUCCGUGUCCUCUGUUUUUCCAGCAGAGGCUUGUGAAACUGUUGGAGGUGAAGCUUGUGAUGUCGAAAUGUAUCCUGAAGUAAAGCUAAAACCAGAGGCUAAAAAGGGUGGCAGUGUCUCAGAGGCAGUUGAUAGAGAGUAUCUACAAUAUGACAGUCCUAAGACAGUCUUUCCUGCGGAGGCUUGUGAUGAUCUGGGUGGUGAAUUCUGUGAUCCAGAGUAUCAAAAGGGAGUUUACUAGAAAAACUUGUUGGGAAAAGGAGCUUCCACUUGUUCUCUUUUCCUCCUCUCUUUACUGACUUCCUAUUAUGCUUGUAAAUGAUUAGUAGACUACGAAGUUCUUCAAUACUGAUCAAUACUUUAUACUCUCCAACAACAUAAAAAACUAUCUGAGUUUUUUGUGAUCA
Molecule: messenger RNA, 655 nt
Organism: Cucurbita maxima (winter squash)
Lineage: Eukaryota; Viridiplantae; Streptophyta; Magnoliopsida; Cucurbitales; Cucurbitaceae
Product: light-regulated protein, chloroplastic-like
Exons: 3
Coding region: 58-489 (143 amino acids)
Cellular component (GO): chloroplast
Source: RefSeq, a predicted model, not a curated record